GUCAACUUUUUUCUCCCAUGGAAUGGGACCUCCUCGCGAGAGGGUCGUGUAAACUGUGCAAACACACAAGCUGCAAGUGUACAUGCAUUCCAGAGGGCCAGGACUCAGUCGCAUUCUCGUCCUUGUUCAGUUCCUCGUUUUAUUUUCGCCAUCUGUAAACGCAAUUGCGGGGAAAGACGGAUGAGCCUCUGCCCUAGUUUGAGCAACAACCGGCGCGAUCAGACAGCCUCAGGCCCAGGUUGAGCCCCGGCAGAUGCACGCAUUUGUGUACAUGUGCGUUUCCAGUGCGUAAAGGGAUACAAUGUAGGCUGUUGCACGUCCUGCGUAGAAGUGCCUCGUGUUGAUCGCUUACCAAUGAGUCUCGCAUUAUCGACGCCGGGGCCCUCAGUAGUCGCACACGUACUUAUCGAACAUCUGCCGCGAAUGUUCCGUUGAUAGUUUUUUUAUGGUGCGUCGCGGUUGUUGUCGUCAUUGCGCCAUUCUUCUGCUUGGUUGAUAAAACCCGCUCCUACCACUUCUUUGGAUUCAAGUUCGCGGUCGUUACGGCGUGUUAGUCAAGAAAAAACAUCGCGAUCGCGAUAUUGUGUCGCCGGUUGCCGGUUUCUUCGAGUUCUUUAAGAUUUUCUGAAGAAGAGCGAAGGAAAAAAAUUCAACUCACCUUCUCGAGUCGCGUGCAGUGCAAUUCGCGCAUUUAACUCCCAAAAUCGCGCCGUAGAUGAUCCGUCCCGCGGCUUUUAACGUGCGUCCCACGUGUGUCGCGGCUAACACAUAACAUCAAAAUUCAGUGAGUGAAUUAUGUUUGAUGGUCAUUCAGAAGUCCCUUCCCGGUUUAGUGAAACCCUUUAAAAUCUAUUGUCAUUGAGGUCAAAUUGUGAGAAAUUAUGAAAGUGCUGUGGUUGAAAAUUCUGUGCACAUGCCUGAGUGGAUUACUAUUGGCAGCGGACUCCGCGAAAGGAUCAUCCCAACACCACAGGAUAGUUCAUCAUGAUUGGAAACGAUCCGAAGUCAUGGACGCCAAUGGUCUCUACGUCUUGGAGUGGUGGACGAAGCCAAAGGAGAUAUUUUUCCGUGUUACAGUCAACACUGUAGGAUUUAUUGGGUUAGGAUUUUCACCAAAAGACGGAAAAAUGGCGAAAUCAGAUCUUGUCCUUGUUUGGGUCGAUGAUCGAACUGCGAAACCGAAUGCUUUGGAUUGUCAUGGAUCCAGUACAGGAAACGGAGCUCCAAUCCAGGACGAUACGCAGAACUAUAACAUCAUCAGUGGGAGCCAAAAUGGCACACAUACGCAAGUCGAAUUCUCGAGGGAACUGGAAACAUGUGAUCCGCAUGAUGUACAAAUUGGAAUGGAUACCAUAAAAGUUUUAUGGUCGUUCGGUGAAAAGGACCCGAUACAUGGAAAUCUAAAAGGACACGGCACGAAUCGUGGCGUGAAAUCGCUUCAUCUGCUUGAACCAAUGUUCAGGAAGCCAACAAAUCGAAAUGAAAUCAAACAAUGGGAUGUUACAGUUCGAAAUGUUACAGUGGACAGUAAUAUGGAUACUUUGUACUGGUGCAAAAUCAUGAAGAUACCAGACCUCCCGGAAAAACAUCACAUAAUUGGCUACGAAGCGUUAUUAUCAAAAGAAAGUACAACCAACAAACCACUGGUACAUCAUAUGACACUAUUCGAAUGCUCUGCCAUGUCGUAUCCUAGUUCGGAUCCAGCAUCUUGGGACGUCUGGGUAAAGAGUAACGGGGCCGUCUGCAACAGCAAUUUAUUAACGCCAAUGGACUGGGACUCAUGUAUCUCGCCUGUCGCUGUCUGGGCUGUUGGAUCAUCCGGACAAUUUUUACCGCAACAUGUUGGAAUUCCAAUUGGAGGGACGAACGGCCCGAAAUAUUAUAUGUUGGAAAUUCACUAUGACAAUCCCAAGGCGCAAAAAAUCGUGGACAAUUCCGGCUUCAGGAUACAUUAUACCCGACACCUAAGGAAGAAUGAUGCCGGUAUGAUGAUCUCAGGGGUGUCUGUGUCCGACACCCAACUUAUACCACCUGGACAAAAACUGUAUCGCAACAUUGGAAUCUGUGGACAAUCUUGUACAAGCGCAAUGUUUCCGGAAGAUGGUAUCAGAAUAAUAUCAGGAACCUUACAUUCACACUUAGCCGGACGCAAGAUGAAACUACGCCACAUACGCGAUGGCAAGGAGCUAGAAAGGAUAAUAGAAGACGACAAUUAUGAUUUCAAUUACCAGCAAGUGCGACAACUGGGAAAUGAAACUGUUGUUUUGCCUGGAGAUAUAAUAAUUACAGACUGUGCAUAUGAGACAAGCAAUCGCAAAUGGCCGACAUUUGGAGGAUAUUCAACUAAGCAAGAGAUGUGCCUUUCAUUCCUCACAUACUAUCCAAGAAUCGAUUUAGCUGGAUGCUAUAGCAUGACACCGGUACGCGAAUUCUUCGAGACGUUUGGAGUCUAUCAGUUCUACGAAUUGAACAUGACAGAUGUCGAAAACCUGUUUUUAUACAGGGGGAAUAUCGUCGAUUUGUUACCAACAACCGUACUGGCAACUGUCCCGCCAACGAAAUUGCCAAGCAAUAAAAGCAUUCAUUCGGAAAAAGGAAUAAAGGAUAAAAUGUAUGCUGAUGAAGAGGACGUGCUCCUCCAACAAUCACUACUAAAUAAGCUGCUUAUAUCAGACCCAGUGGAAUUCCAUGACAGGACCUUCCUAUCGCAUCUCAACCAGUUGCCUUGGAACGAACCAUUGUUUACGAAGCGUGUGGAGCAACUGAUGAUAACGGGCAAACAUAUGACGUUCUGUAGGGUGGUUAACGAAUCUGUGUCAAUACCACCUGAGAUUAUGCGUUAUCCCAACUUUACCACGUACGUUAAACCGGCAAGUCAUUGUCCCUUUCAAAUACCUAUUGAAGAAGCAUCUCCAAGCUCUCAUCCACAAAUUUAUAAUCCUUCAAGUCUGAUGACCGCUCUCUGUCUAUUAGCUUUAAGAUACCUUAGAGUUUAAUUUCCUAGGCUUAAUCAUCUCAGUCCUAAAAUAAGGUUUUUAAAAUA
This is a messenger RNA of Hermetia illucens (black soldier fly), 3043 nucleotides long. Its product is annotated as MOXD1 homolog 1. The coding region runs from base 882 to 2996 and encodes 704 amino acids. Gene Ontology annotation, molecular function: dopamine beta-monooxygenase activity; copper ion binding. The transcript has 12 exons. Gene Ontology annotation, cellular component: secretory granule membrane. Lineage: Eukaryota; Metazoa; Arthropoda; Insecta; Diptera; Stratiomyidae. The record is from RefSeq and is a predicted model, not a curated record. Gene Ontology annotation, biological process: norepinephrine biosynthetic process; octopamine biosynthetic process; dopamine catabolic process.